AUGGCCGGAAAGCAAAAUCUAACACCAUCGGAACGCUUUGCCAAAUUAAUGAACGUUAUUCAAUUAUUUGCCAAAUUGGUUGGGGCAAAUGUUCUCGAUCCAAAUUUUCGAUUAAAUUCAUUGACCGCGAUUAUGUACAUCUUGUGUUUUGGCUUUUUCUCAUUCAAUUUCUACACGAUUUAUGUGGGUGUAUUCAUCGAUAAUAAGUACACAAUAAUUCUGCAGAGUUUGUGUAUCAUCACAGUUGGAGUACAGGGGGUUACCAAACACAUGAGUGCCCUUUUGAAUGCCAAGUUAAUGUCGUACAUUUGUUCCGAAUUGCAAAACCUGUACGAAGAAUUUGAAUGCAAACAGCAAAGCUAUAUUGACCUAUUGAACAAUAAUCUGGUCUUGGUGAAACGUACGAUUUUUGUCCUGUUCCAAGUCAAUUUUAUUUUGACAGUGGCGGCUUUUGCGAUACCCAUAUUCUACUAUUUGGUGCUGAAUGAAGAAAUCGAUAUAAUAAAACUAAUGGUACCGGGUGUCGAUCCGAACACUGCUAAAGGUAAUAUCACCUAUCGAAUAUUUCACAACGACGAUAUAACAGACAUUGUAUACGAUUGCAAGUGGUAUGAUCUUUCGGUGUCGGAGCAAAAAAUGGUACUCAUCAUGUUGAGGGUGUCGCAAAAUCCACCCAUUAUGACAAUUGGUGAUUUGAUGCCGUUGAGCAUGAAUACGGCCUUGCAAUUGACCAAAUCGAUUUACACCAUUGCUAUGCUUUUAAAUGAAUUUGUGCAAUAA
Musca vetustissima is the source of this 780-nucleotide messenger RNA. Its product is annotated as odorant receptor 67d-like. Gene Ontology annotation, cellular component: plasma membrane. Gene Ontology annotation, molecular function: olfactory receptor activity; odorant binding. Gene Ontology annotation, biological process: sensory perception of smell; detection of chemical stimulus involved in sensory perception of smell. The record is from RefSeq and is a predicted model, not a curated record. The coding region runs from base 1 to 780 and encodes 259 amino acids. The transcript has 3 exons. NCBI's taxonomy places the organism in Eukaryota, Metazoa, Arthropoda, Insecta, Diptera, Muscidae.